AUGGAAAACGUAUUCGAAUCUACGGAACCUGAGGCACCCGAGGUACAUACCGCUGACCAAAGCGACCGAACAGCAAUUGAAGAGCUACUAAAACUGGUUGACGCAGGCGAAAUCAAAUACACCGCCAAAUACAUCAAAAAAGCAUCCGAAAAAACAGUAGAAAGCAUACACAAAGACUACGUAAGACAGCAGCUGGAGAACACAAAUAACCAACUGGCUGGCGUCAUCAUCACCAAGUUUUCCGAACUUAUGGAGGCGUUGGAAGCUGUCAAGGAUAUCAAAGAAAUGAAAAAAGAACUCGCAGAAAACAAGCUGCUCAGAAAAGACCUAAAAACCUUGUCGGUUACGUAA
Messenger RNA from Paramuricea clavata, 351 nucleotides. The record is from the annotation of a GenBank genome assembly. NCBI's taxonomy places the organism in Eukaryota, Metazoa, Cnidaria, Anthozoa, Malacalcyonacea, Plexauridae.